AUGGAAUUGACAGCACGUGUGAUGUCUGGGCAAGUGAAAGUGAGCCAGGCUACGACAGGAAAUCAUCCGUGCAGAGAUAAAGUUUAUGUUAAAGCUACAGAGGAGCGUGUUUGCCACGUGAACACACCCUUAACUUAUCUUGGUAAGAAUGUAUAUAAGAUUAAAAAGAUCAUUUUGAAGUCCUGGAUCUACCACUCUUUGGCUAAUGGAGAGCUGGGUAAUGACGCUUCUAAUAGGAUUGAACAAAAACGUGCUCAUCAGUGGUCUAUGGAUACAUCUGAGCAAGAGCUAUACAGCAACAAGAAGCAAGCAGUAGAAUCUGCUUACGACAAACCUGCUUCAGGAGCUGCAAACAUGAACAUAUCCCUGUUGGGCAACACUUCCAGUUCUCAGUCAGGUCAGAUAGGCAACUGCCUAUUUCGGCCUAAGCCUAUCAGGAUUUCAAAUUUUGCAGAUAAGAAUGUUUCCCUCAUGGGGGUUCUGAAUGUGGGGAAGAAGGGUUCGGAAGGUCAGGUAGAAAUUGAUUCGUCCAUUUGUUUACCAGGGUCUCGUGAUGAGGAAGGUCUCUUGUGUCUAAGCAUUGGAGGUAGAAACCAGAUCGUUUCAGAUAAUCACGUGUCUGAAUUUGUAGGGAAACCCUCUAACCCUAGAGACAAGAAUAAAAUUAUUAGCUCCAUCAUUCACGGGACGAGUAAUGAUUUGUCACUUGGACCAACUUAUAAUACCGAUGAUGGAAGUGCCAUUUUAGUGAAUUUAACUGCAUUCGGUAAGAUAGAUAAAAACUUCCUUUCACUGGGACAGGUCUCCAACAAGGGAGAUGACAGUUUCAUUCUACCGUGUUAUCUAGAUGACGGGAUAGAUAAUAAUCUUCCGUCCAUUGGACAACCCUUCGACAAAAAGUUUGGCAACUUUAUUCCAACUGGGGAGGGGUUUGAAAAGGGAAAUGACAAUCUAAUGCCAAUCGAUCCUAAUUACUAUGGGAGCAAUGAAACUUUCGUUUCUAUGGACAAUUUCUACAAUAAAGUAAAUGACGCUUAUAUGUCAGCAGGUCCUACUUAUGAUAAUGGGAGAAUAGAUACUGCAUCAAUCACUUCAAUUCAAGGUCAGCAGGAUGCUACUGUUGCAUCACUAGGAACUGUUUACAGUAAAGGAAAUUCCAGUUUCCUAUCAAUGGGCCAAAGCCAUAAUAAGGGGAAUGGCACCACUAUACCUUUUGGAGGCUUUCAUGAUAAUCCAUCAGCAAGCUAUCCCUCUUUCAGGCUCCUAAGCAAGCAGAGGACAGGGAGUGGCCCCAAGAAUAAGAAGAAGACAACUGAAAAGCUCCCUUCAAACAACUUCCCCUCAAACGUUAAAACUUUGUUGUCAACUGGUAUAUUUGAAGGAGUUCCCGUGAAGUACAUUUCGUGGUCUGGGGAGAAAAAUCUUAAAGGAGCGGUAAAAGGGACUGGUUAUUUGUGUGGUUGCAAGGAGUGCAAGCUUUCCAAAGUUAUUAAUGCUUAUGAGUUUGAGAAACAUGCUGGUUGCAAGACCAAACACCCGAAUAAUCACAUUUACUUUGAGAAUGGGAAGAGCAUUUAUGCUGUUGUCCAAGAACUGAAGAGCACCCCUGGGGACAUGCUAUUUGCGACAAUAGAAAAUGUGUUUGGAUCUCUUGUAAACCAGAAAAAUUUGCAUACUUGGAAAGAUUCGUAUCAAUCUGCAAACCUUGAAAUUCAGCGAAUUAAUGGGAAGGAUGAACCGGACAUGCAUCCUAAAUAA
This is a messenger RNA of Olea europaea var. sylvestris, 1758 nucleotides long. RefSeq lists its product as uncharacterized. The coding region runs from base 1 to 1758 and encodes 585 amino acids. Lineage: Eukaryota; Viridiplantae; Streptophyta; Magnoliopsida; Lamiales; Oleaceae. The transcript has 9 exons. The record is from RefSeq and is a predicted model, not a curated record.